Oncorhynchus masou masou (cherry salmon) is the source of this 2574-nucleotide messenger RNA. RefSeq names its product syntaxin-12-like. Bases 158 to 880 code for a protein of 240 amino acids. The record is from RefSeq and is a predicted model, not a curated record. The transcript has 10 exons. NCBI's taxonomy places the organism in Eukaryota, Metazoa, Chordata, Actinopteri, Salmoniformes, Salmonidae. Gene Ontology annotation, cellular component: endomembrane system; postsynaptic recycling endosome; synaptic vesicle. Gene Ontology annotation, molecular function: SNAP receptor activity; SNARE binding. Gene Ontology annotation, biological process: vesicle-mediated transport; vesicle fusion; intracellular protein transport.
ACCAUCGUGUGACGUCGCAUUAUGGGCUCGGUCUUAGAUGAAAUCUCAUAAUACGGAGACAUAAACGGGAAACGACGCAUUAUACUGCAAUCGCAUUGAAAAGUGUGUCCAACAACUCAGUCCCCACUACGGAGUGUGACAGACGCCAGGAGCAAGGAUGUCAUACGGGAGAACAGACAGCUACCACUCGCAGCCACGAGACUUCAGCAACCUCACCCAGACAUGCAGUGUCAACAUCCAGAAAAUCACACAGAAUACUGGGCAGAUCAAAAACAUGCUGUACCAGAUGGGGACGAGGCAAGAGACCCCAGAGCUGCAGGACAGACUCCAACAGGUACAGCACUACACCAACCAGCUGGCCAAAGAGACCAACAGACACCUGAAAGAUCUGGGCUCCCUGCCUCUCCCUCCCUCGGAACAGAGACAGCAGAAGAUCCAGAAGGACCGACUGAUGAAUGACUUCUCUGCAGCGCUCAACAACUUCCAGGCAGUCCAGCGACGGGCGGCCGAGAAGGAGAGGGAAUCAGUGGCCAGGGCCCGGGCCGGGUCCCGCCUCAUGCAGGAAGAUGAGGGGAACGUCGAUGAACAACUUGUGACAUUUGAAAAAGAUUAUGAUGACUGGAGUCAGAGUCAGACCCAGCAGCUGGAGGAGCCAGAGGUCACAGAGGAGGACCUGGAGGUCAUCAAGGAGAGAGAGACCAACAUCAGGCAGCUAGAGUCUGACAUCAUGGAUGUAAACCAGAUCUUUAAGGACCUGGCAGUGAUGAUCCACGACCAGGGAGAGAUGAUCGACAGCAUUGAGGCUAACGUGGAGAGUGCAGAGGUCCAUGUAGACAGAGGCACCGGACAGCUCCAAAGGGCAGCCUACUACCAGGUGUGAGUGUUGACGAGGACAAGGCUGGAGGUCACUCUGUCAUGCUGAUUGAGUUCGAAUAACAGACUGGAAGCUUCAAAAGGAGGGUGGUGCUGGGAAUCAUUGUUCUUCCUCUGUCAACCAUGGUUACCUGCAAGGAAACACGUGCCAUCAUCAUUGCUUUGCACAAAAAGGGCUUCACAGGCAAGGAUAUUGCUGCCAGUAAUAUUGGACCUAAAUAACCCAUUUAUCGGAUCAUCAAGAACUUCAAGGAGAGUGGUUCAAUUAUUGUGAAGAAGGCUUCAGUGCGCCCAAAAAAGUCCAGCAAGUGCCAGGACCGUCUCCUAAAGUUGUUUCAGCUGCGGGAUCGGGACACCACCAGUACAGAGCUUGCUCAGGAAUGGCAGCAGGCAGGUGUGAGUGCAUCUGCACACACAGUGAGGCGAAGACUUUUGGAGGAUAGCCUGUUGUAAAGAAGGGCAGCAAAGAAGCCACUUCUCUCCAGGAAAAACAUCAGGGACAGACUGAUAUUCUGCAAAAGGUACAGGGAUUGGACUGCUGAGGACUGGGGUAAAGUAAUUUUCUCUGAUGAAUCCCCUUUCCGCAUCCGGAGAAGCUUGUUCGGAGAAGGUGAGCGCUACCAUCAGUCCUGUGUCAUGCCAACAGUAAAGCAUCCUGAGACCAUUCAUGUGUGGGGUUGCUUCUCAGCCAAGGGAGUGGGCUCACUCACAAUUUUGCCGAAGAACACAGCCAUGAAUAAAGAAUGGCACCAACACAUUCUCCGAGAGCAACUUCUCCCAACCAUCCAGGAACAGUUUGGUGACGAACAAUGCAUUUUCGAGCAUGAUGGAGCACCUUGCCAUAAGACGAAAGUGAUAACUAAGUGGCUCAGGGAACAAAACAUUGAUAUUUUAGGUCCAUGGGCAGGAAACUCCCCAGACCUUAAUCCCAUUGAGAACUUGUGGUCAAAUUCUGACAAGCAUUGAUUAUGCAAGAAUGGGCUGCCAUCAGUCAGGAUGUGGCCCAGAAGUUAAUUGACAGCAUGCCAGGGCGGAUUGCACAGGUCUUGAAAAAGAAGGGUCAACACUGCAAAUAUUGGCUCUUUGCAUCAACUUCAUGUAAUUGUCAAUAAAAGCCUUUGCCACUUAUGAAAUGUUUUUCAUAGUAACAUCUGACAAAAAUAUCUAAAGACACUGAAGCAGCAAACUUUGUGGAAAUUAAUAUUUGUGUCAUUCUCAAAACUUUUGUCCACAACUGUAGAGGUGCUGACUAAUGGAGAAUAUACCUAAUCUUGUUUUUAUACCUAAUGAAUACAACACAGCUUUGGUGAUACCCCUGUCUCCAAAACUAAUGGUUUUGACCAUUUGGAGCUUUGGAAAGGAAGUUUUCCUAAAAUAACUUUACCCUCUUCAUAUAACAAUGAAAAACUGCUAUUGGGUGAACUAUUUGUAAAUGAAAAUAAAGUUUAAUCCUAAAAUGAACGUAUUAAGACGACUAUGACAAUAUUUUGGGUUAUUGUCCAUAAUUGCCGGUGACACAAUUAUACGAUUAUUGUGUCAGCCCUACUACCAGGUAUCAGCACAACACCAUCACAAACUGGGCCGUGUUUGAUAUGUAGACCAAAUGAUCUGUCGAUGAUCAGCGUCCUUCAUUUAACCAGGCGAAUCAGUUAAGAACAAAUGAUUAUUUCCAAUCACCAAUCACGGCAUGUUUGUGCUCCC